This is a messenger RNA of Diospyros lotus (date-plum), 1588 nucleotides long. Its product is annotated as zinc finger AN1 and C2H2 domain-containing stress-associated protein 16-like. Gene Ontology annotation, cellular component: cytoplasm. The transcript is spliced from 2 exons. The record is from RefSeq and is a predicted model, not a curated record. The coding region runs from base 238 to 1119 and encodes 293 amino acids. NCBI's taxonomy places the organism in Eukaryota, Viridiplantae, Streptophyta, Magnoliopsida, Ericales, Ebenaceae. Gene Ontology annotation, molecular function: zinc ion binding.
UAAUAAUACAAAAGGAGAAGGAAGAAAGAAAGAAAGAGAGGGGAAAAGGGGACACAACGACGGUGUGUUAGCUGUUGGAUUGGAUUCCGCGUCUGAAACUUCAACGCGGAAUUCCAAUUCUUCCGAUUCCAUAUAGUCGACGCCAUCCAAUCCCAAUUCCUGCUCUCAAAUCGUUUGACCGAUAUCUUUUUUGUAGAAUUCCCAGAUCGGAGAUUGUUCGGAGCGAAUCGGAUUCCGAUGGGAACGCCGGCUUUCCCAAAUCUGGGGAAGCACUGCACCGUCGAAGACUGCAAGCAGAUUGAUUUCUUGCCCUUCACCUGCGAUGCCUGCCAUAAGGUGUUCUGUUUAGAGCAUAGAAGCUACAAUAAACACCAAUGUCCAAACGGCAACAAACAUGAUGUAACUGUUGUUAUUUGUCCACUCUGUGCAAAAGGAGUUCGCCUGAUUCCUGAUCAAGACCCAAACAUUACUUGGGAGUCUCAUGUCAAUACUGAUUGUGACCCAUCAAAUUAUGAAAAAGCUACCAAGAAGCAAAAAUGCCCCGUCCGUGGAUGCAGAGAGGUCCUAACAUUCUCAAACACAGUCAAGUGCCGGGAUUGCACUGUAGAUCAUUGCCUGAAGCAUCGGUUAGGCCCUGACCAUAAUUGUCCUGGACCCAAGAAACCAGAGUCAGGUUUCCAGUUUAUGAGUUAUUUAAACAGGAGUAGAAAAGAAGAGCCAAAAUCCAGCAGGAUUGCAGCCACAUCUUCAUCCAAGUGGUCUACAAGCCUCCUAAAUGCGGCCUCAAGCUUCCGAGCCACAGCCGAAGCUGGAAUAGCAAAAUUGAGUAAUGAAUUCAACCAAAAGUUGCAGACGGGGAAGGAUGGAGCGGCGCGGAGCAGCAGCAGUAGCUGGAACACUCCAGGUCAGGUAGAGCAGUGUCCACAGUGCAAGGCAACAUUUUCUUCUGUCAUAACCCUGGUGGAACACGUGGAGAAAGUUCAUGAAAGGAGUGGCAGUCGAACUGGUUUUGAGAAGGCAACGAUCGAUGCAUGUCCCAAGUGUAGCAGAGGUUUUGUUGACCCUGUGUCACUUGUCGAGCAUAUUGAGAGGGAACAUGGGGGCACUUCGAAAGCUUAGAAGCAGCACAGCCAGUAAAAGAAAAGACUUUGAACUGCACAUUUUCCCUAAGGACGGUUACAGUUCCGGAAAAGAUCAAUUUAUAAUUUUGGUUCUGUUGUGGCUUCCAUUGCUUCAAAGCUUACUCAAACGGUAAAUGUCUUGCCAAAAUUGUUGAUUUUCAGUAUUGCUUUGAUUGUAGUGAACAUCCGAGGGAUCAUGGCACAUGAUUUUGUGUUAAGAGUGGAAUAGUGAUGUUUAAAUGGGUUGGUCCACCAUGAAAUAUCCCAUCCUGGCCAAAUAUGAAAUAUCCACACUGUGGGAUGAUCCUGAUCCUCACCCUGGUCCUGCUACGUUACCAAAUUGUAUUUCUAAACAUAUUCCAUUGUAAACUAUAUUUAGUUGGCACUAGAAAACACAUUCCAUCGCCAUGACUCGAUUAUUGUGUUCUCAUUUUGUGAAAUUUUUAAAGGUGUAUUCUAUUCUUUUC